Molecule: messenger RNA, 2877 nt
Organism: Bombus pyrosoma
Lineage: Eukaryota; Metazoa; Arthropoda; Insecta; Hymenoptera; Apidae
Product: protein 5NUC-like
Exons: 8
Coding region: 731-2557 (608 amino acids)
Biological process (GO): AMP catabolic process
Cellular component (GO): plasma membrane
Molecular function (GO): nucleotide binding; 5'-nucleotidase activity; metal ion binding
Source: RefSeq, a predicted model, not a curated record
CGCGACUGUGAUCGAGUAACGAUCCACAAGGCGAAUCUUCUACCGGAAGAUGAGUGCAUUGUCAUCCUCGUGUACCGUAAUUCACGAUAAGGUGUUAUUGAUGCGCUUGUUUGAUCACAAAGUGGCAUUACGUAAACACAGAGAAGUUCUCCUUGACUCUUCGAUAUAAUUUCGAAUUUCUAUUAAAAUGGUAAAAUUUCGAAACAGACGAAUAAAAAUAUGUAUCGGUUGUAAACGAUUCAGUCAGAAGACAAGUAACAGAAUUGGAUAGUAAAGCAUUCACACGGACAACCGGAAUACACGUAAUUGAUUAUCGAAAGGAUAUUUAAGUCAUUUACCGUUGUGCAAGGAAUGUUAUGCAAGGAAAUUAUAUUCACCCGUGUCGUGGAUGACAGUAUGGAAUUAUUGUCUCAUCGUUCACCUCGAAAAUCCAGACAAAGGACCCUGGCGACUUCCUCGAAAACGAGAAACCUAAUGAUCCAGAAAAUGAAUGGAUUGUCUUAAAACGAAACGGCUGAUCGUUAAAACGAAGAAGAAAAACGGGACAGAUAAUAGAAAAGAAAGGAAUAUUAGUCAGCGAUGAAACUACGAAUCGGACAAAGUCGCAAUUGGUGAACCAAUUUGUCCCCUUCCUCUCCAUUCUUUCUGGCUGAUAGCCACCACGAUACCCAAGUCGCUUGCCUUACAUUUAAAACAACCGGUUAACGGAACAGUGUGAAAUUGGACGAGAAUGCAGCCGAAGCGUGAACAGCCGUGUGACAAAAUGCUCGUCGCUUGGAUCAUGAUUACGACCGUUCUGGCGUUCUCCAGUAAAGUCCUCGGCAACCCUGUGCCUACGGAACCCCAGGAAUCUGAGGGACUCACCCUUCGAAUCGUUCACACCAAUGAUAUGCAUUCGAGAUUCGAGCAAACAUCAAGAUUAUCAAGCGUUUGCUCGAAGAAAGAAGCAGAGGAGAAGAAAUGCUAUGGUGGAUUCGCGAGAAUAGCUACUCUGGUUCGACAAGCCAGAAACUCGUCGGUCCCAUGUCUCUUCCUCAACGCUGGCGAUACUUAUCAAGGAUCUAUGUGGUUCAGCGUGUACAAGUGGGAAAUUGUAGCCAAAUUCUUGAAUCUUCUAGCUCCAAAUGUCACGAGUUUAGGAAACCACGAGUUCGACGAUAGCGUGGAAGGUUUAAUACCUUUCAUCCAGAACGCCUCGUUUCCUAUAGUCACUUCCAACCUGGACUUAAGCAAACAACCAGAUCUGGCAGCCACAAAGUUAAAAAACAGUACAGUUUUAACCGUAAAUGGAGUAAAAAUCGGAGUAAUCGGUUAUCUAACACCAGAUACCAAGAUAAUUGCCAGAACGGAAAACGUGAUUUUCUUAGACGAAGUGGAGAGCAUUCGUAGAGAAGCAAAACAAUUAAAAAGCCAGGGUGUGAACAUAUUGAUCGCUGUGGGACAUUCUGGAUUUGAGAUGGACAAAAAGAUUGGUCGAGAAGUGGAAGAUAUCGAUAUAGUGAUCGGUGGACACACGAACACUUUCCUUUAUAAUGGCAUCCAACCGGAUUUGGAGGUACCAGAAGGUUUAUAUCCAACAGAAGUAAUACAGAAAAGUGGAAGGAAGGUUUAUGUGGUUCAAGCUUACGCUUAUACUAAGUAUCUCGGCAAUCUUACGGUGACCUUCGAUGAUAAGGGAGAAGUGACUGAUAUUAAUGGCAAUCCUGUUCUUGUAGAUAGCAGUAUUGAACAGGCGAAAGAUAUUUUAAACGAAUUAGAACAGAUGAGAGAUGCUAUCGAUAAUAUUAGCCUAAGAAUACUCGGAAAGACACGAGUCCUUCUCGAAGGAGAUAGUAAAGUUUGUAGACUAAGAGAGUGUAACCUGGGCAAUUUAAUCACAGAUAGCAUGAUUGAUUACAAUGUUGGUGAAUAUGCAGACCAAUCCAAUUGGACGGAUGCUGCAAUAGCUAUUCAUAAUAGUGGCAGUAUCAGAAGUUCUAUCACAAGAGGCAAUGAAGAUAAAGUCACCAUGGGUGAUGUUCUUAGCGUGCUACCCUUUCAUAACACUAUCCUAAAAGCUUCAAUGACUGGAGAAUUGUUAUUGUCUGUAUUAGAAUGGAGCGUUUACAAUCUAGACAAGGAUAAUACUGCUAAUCUCUUUGGAGCAUUUUUGCAAGUUUCAGGACUUCAAGUGGUCUAUGAUUUAACUCAACCAAAAAAUUCAAGAGUAGUUUCAGUAGAAGUAUUGUGUGCAUCCUGCGAUGUUCCAACAUAUAACAAUCUUGAAAAAAAUCGAACUUAUAAUGUACUUCUGACCGACUUCUUGCAAAGUGGUGGUGAUGGAUAUUCUAUGCUAAAGGAUCUCAAAACCACAUCUCUUGGUGUCACUACAUCAAAUACAUUAAUGAUGUAUUUAGAAAAACAUAGUCCUGUACAUCCUGCUGUUGAAUGGAGAAUUACUUACCUCAAUAAUCAUUCACAAGCAGUUUGUACCACUUGCAGUGGUACAAAUAGUAUAUACCACUCAAUGGGAUUAACAAUUUUAUUACCAAUAUUCAGCUGGUUGCUAGCAAGAUAGAUCCUAAUACGUAGGAUACAUUUUGAGGAAUUGACAUUCAGUAUUUUGAAAGUUUAUAAUUUAUACCAAUUUUUUAUGCACCUUUUACCUUUUUCACUACCUCAAAUAUAUGUUAUAAACUGUACCCUUUGAAGCACAGUAAGAACACCACUGUAGUAUCUAUAUAAUUUUUCAGUUCCAAUGAACAUGCUUUAAUCAUUAUUUUAGUUACUAUCCAACCUUAUCGGCAAUUGAACAUUAUAACAUUUGUAUGAUUUUACAGGUAUUUUAUUUUCUCGAUCUCUGUCUAUUUGUACUUAAUAAAAACAAUACAAUACAUA